Messenger RNA from Tachysurus vachellii, 1350 nucleotides. RefSeq names its product geminin coiled-coil domain containing (gene gmnc). Gene Ontology annotation, cellular component: nucleus. Gene Ontology annotation, biological process: negative regulation of DNA replication; negative regulation of cell cycle. The record is from RefSeq and is a predicted model, not a curated record. Lineage: Eukaryota; Metazoa; Chordata; Actinopteri; Siluriformes; Bagridae. Bases 1 to 1350 code for a protein of 449 amino acids. The transcript has 7 exons.
AUGGAAGGAGAGGUGAGGAAAUCUCUUGGAGUCAUGCGGCGGCACUUUGAUGCCACUUGGCGGCUGGAGUACCAGUUCAUCCAGUUCUGUCCAGUUAAAGCUGACCAGUACAUGAGCUUAACCAAUGAUCCAAGGUGGUUCAAGCUGGAUUUUCCUGUGCACAGAGCGCAGAAACACGGCCCAGGACAGCUGUUGGGCAUCUGGAGUGCAACGGCACAGCACAGCUCCAUCCUCUCCUGCCGAGACGCGCGCUUUGACUGCGCUUACUCCGCCUCCACGGCGGCUCGCGACACUGUUGACGUUUCCACGGCAACGCUCGUCUCCCUCUGGGACACCGGUCGCUUGGACGACGCAGUUUGCCCGCGCGAGCUUCCACAGCUGGUUCCAGCCUACGGCGCUCUGCAUGACUCCGUCUGGCCCGACCAGUUGUCCCCUCACCUCCAGCGGAACAAGCAGCUUCAGGAUACAUUGAUGCAGAAAGAAGAAGAACUCGCGAGACUCCAGGAGGAGAAUAACAAACUCAAAGAAUUUCUAAACUCAUCAUAUGUGAAGUCACUUGAAGACAAGUCAAAGAGGCUUUUCUCUGGUCAGAGGAGCGCAGACGUGCAUCACAGGAAAAGAGCUCUGCAUGAUGAGAGAGACUUCCUCAAUGUGAGUCGGCUGCUGCAGGGCGGCGAGGGAAAGCGGACGUGCCGUAACCUCUCUCUGGAGUUCUGUUCUGCCGACGAGGUAGCCGCUACGCCCCCGCUGGACUCCUGGGUUCUGGAAACACUUGGACUGCAGGAUGAGGACACCAUCAACACAGACAGCAGCUUUAACAGCCCUACAACAGAGCACACGGCUUCCUUCAGCUCUCCGGCUCCGAGCACCGAGCACUUCAGCCCUGCGCUGCAGGACAGCACCAUGUUCAGCCCUUACUCAGACAGCCAGUGUGAAUACAGCAGUGCCAUCGAGUCGUCAUGUGGCUUCAGUCACAGCAUGGACGAAAGUGCAGACUAUUUGACUCUUGGUGCAUCAAGGAUGUACACCGUCACAUCUACAGGCUCACUUCAAGGUAUGGAAUUGCCUACCGGACACUUCACCCCUCCUAAAGCAGCGUCAACUCCUCAGCGUUCGCACGUCUCGAGCUCAGAGAGGCACCGGCGCGAGCUCGGCCACGGCUUCUCCGGACCACCCGGGGACGAGAGUGCGCCGUUCUCCACACGCAGCAGAACGGACUUAGCUUUCAGCAUGUCGCUGAGUCCGCAAAACAGCGUCAAGACCCACACGUUCCCACAAGGACAAGCUUUUACACGCAGAGACUCAGAAGGAGGAUGGAAUUUUACCUGGGUGCCUAAACAGUGUUCUUAA